Molecule: messenger RNA, 2762 nt
Organism: Linderina pennispora
Lineage: Eukaryota; Fungi; Kickxellomycota; Kickxellomycetes; Kickxellales; Kickxellaceae
Product: tRNase Z
Exons: 1
Coding region: 192-2687 (831 amino acids)
Biological process (GO): mitochondrial tRNA 3'-end processing
Cellular component (GO): mitochondrion
Molecular function (GO): 3'-tRNA processing endoribonuclease activity
Source: RefSeq, a predicted model, not a curated record
AUCUUUUCUUUGUGAGCAUUAUCUUACGCACUAUUAUUUUACAGCACCAAGCGACCAGAGGCGGCAAGAGUUUGGGACCGGAGCAACAUAAGGAAAGCAGUUUUCGCAGCUAAAUGCGCGUUUGGAUUCGGCGGCUGGGCCACGACAUAAGCAGACACACACGCAGUAUCCACACCAGCACCACACUUGCCAUGAAGUGGAGCAUCCAAAUCGUCAGCCCCGCCACGCACACGACCUCAGCGACGUCGGUGCUGGUGCAUUUCGACAAGGGCCGCUAUCUGUUCAACUGCGGCGAGGGCGUGCAGCGGCUGAGCUUCGAGAACAAACUGCGGCUGAGCCGGCUGGGCAACAUUUUCCUGACACGCGUCCACUGGGAGGCCAUGGGCGGACUGCCCGGCAUGCUCCUGACGCUGGCAGACGGCGGCACGCAGAACCUGCGGGUCAGCGGCGGACCCAACCUGGCCCAUGCCCUGGCAGCCACCCGGCACUUCAUUCUGCGCGGGAAUAUGGGCGUCAGCGCCAACGAAAUGCGGUCGCCCAAUGAUGUGUUCCAGGACGACAACCUCAAGGUCAGGGCGGUGCAUGUAUACCCGGCCCACUACACGCCGCGGGCCCAGGAGCUGGCCAUUGACGAGUCCAACGACAUGCAGAUAAGGCACCAGCUGAUUGCCCGCGCAUUCGGCAAGCCGCAGGCAGAGCAGCAGACGGGCCGCCGCAAAACCCCGCUGGUGCAGCAGAAAAAGGGCUACUAUAAGAAAUGCUCGGGCGGCGAGAUCGAGCAGCGCCUGGCCGACGAGCCGGGGCAGAAGCGCGCGCGGUCGCCGGAGCAGCGCACCCGACAUAUCUCGGAAACCAGCCUGCCCGCAGCCACGCCCACCGAGGCUGCGCUCUGCUACAUCUGCGAGGGCCCUGAGGUGCCAGGCAAAUUCGAUGUCAAGGCUGCGCAGGCCCUGGGCUUGCGGCCCGGCCCACUGUACGGGCGGCUGCAGCGCGGCGAGACCGUCGAGGGACCGAAUGGACCGAUCCGCCCGGAGCAGUGCGUCGGCGCGACACGCCCGGGCCGUGUUUUCGCGAUCAUCGAAUGCCCAAGCCCGGCGUACAUUGAAAGCGUCACUAAUAACCAGCAGCUGCUGGCGUUGCAGGGGAGCGAGCGGCUGCUGGUGGUGGUGCAUGCGCUGGGUGCAGGCGUGGCGACGGACGCGCGGUACCGGCAGUGGGCGGGUGGGUUCGCAAAGCACGUGCAGCAUAUGGUCAGUGCUCCGGAGGUGGUCCCCGAUGGCAAUCCGUUCCAGCGCCAUCUGCGCGUCCAGGCGGCCAUGGCGGCGGUGGAUCCGCUUGCCUAUGUGCUGCCAAUGAGCAGCGGGACGGCCGAGCUGCCGCUGGAUGCGUUUCUGCAAGGGAAGAAUGUCGUGCGGGCGCAGAGCCUGCUGCGGUUCGAGGUCGAGCCGCGUCCGCGCCUGGUCACCGACGAUGUGCCGGAGCUGCGCACGCCCGAGGCGAUGCUGGCCAGUGCCCAGGCCGGCACCCUGUAUGCUGGCGAGCCGAAUGACGAGGCGCCCACGACGAGCCCGACAGAAGUGCAGGGCAGGGAGUCAGGCCUGGUGGUGUGUCCGAUCGGCACCGGGUCGUCGGUGCCCAGCAUCUACCGCAACGUCAGCGCCAAUAUCCUGGACGUGCCCGGCUACGGCGGCGUGGUGCUGGACUGCGGCGAGUCGACAGUGGCACAGCUCAAGCGGUUCCUGGGCCACCAGCGCCUUAACCCGCACAAUCGCCGCAUUCCCAAGACCUUUGAGCAGUUCGUGCAGUCGCUGCGCCUGCUGUACAUCUCGCACAUGCACGCCGACCACCACCUAGGCGCCAUCCUGCUCCUGCACGAGUGGGCCAGGCUCUCGGAGCCGUCCAAGCGGCUCACAGUGCUGGCGCCGGCUCGGUUCCAUGCCUGGCUCAACGACUUUGCUGGCGUGCAGCCGCUGGGCCUGGAGCGCAUUGACUUCAUUGACUGCCAGGACGCACGCAUUGACGGGCGGUCCUCCGCGGCCCGCGCGCUGCUAGGCCAGGCCAAGGCUGCGCUGGGGCUGACGGAGCUGGCCACGUGCGGCGUGGUCCACUGCCCGUGGGCAUACGGCCUGGCCAUGACGCACCAGUCGGGCUGGCGGCUGGUGUAUUCGGGCGACACGCGGCCAUGCAAGAGCCUGGUAGACCUGGGCCGGCGCACGCCGGUGACAGUGCUUUUGCAUGAGGCGACGCACUCGGACGAUCUGCUGGAGGACGCGAUAGCCAAGCGCCACACGACGGUCAGCGAGGCCGUGGCCAUGGCUGUAGCCAUGCAGGCAGAGAACCUGCUGAUGACGCAUUUCAGCCAGCGGUGUCUGGCGCUGCCGCGGUGGAGCGCCCCGGCUAUCUGCAGUGCCAGUGUGCCGCGGCUCGGCCCGCUGGUGGAUGGCCCGGCGCCUGUGGAUUACGAGGGGACGCAGGAGCUGCUGGGCAACCUGAACAUUGCCUCGGCCUUUGAUAUGUCAGCCUACGGCCCCGCCGAUAUCGCCAGAUAUAGGAAGAAUGCCGCGAAGUUGCGUCAGGUCUUGCGUAACGAGAUCCGCGCCCUGGCUGCUGAGGAGGCCGAGGAUGUCGAUGAGGAGGAUCCUAAGAGUCCGCCCAAAAAGACGACCGCGAACAAGCUGCAAAAAUAGACACUCCAUGCACUUUGAUCACAAAUCACAUAUGGCUUUUUUUGUUUCCUGUAAAAAAAACACACCCAAUGCCCC